GAGACGAAGAAUAACGAGACCCAAAACGUCAGCAAACGGCUGGCUGUGACCCUCGCUGCUGAUGAAACCCAUCAAUACCGGGGUAAUACGUUCAUGAACAAGGAAGGAUACGAGUACAGUUUGUCUGCUGCUCUGGGGGCAAGUGGACAGAUAGGCCGACAUCGAUGA
Neurospora hispaniola is the source of this 168-nucleotide messenger RNA. RefSeq lists its product as uncharacterized. The record is from RefSeq and is a predicted model, not a curated record. NCBI's taxonomy places the organism in Eukaryota, Fungi, Ascomycota, Sordariomycetes, Sordariales, Sordariaceae. The annotation marks the transcript as partial. The transcript has a single exon.